GCAGGUGAGUGGGAGGUGGCGCAGAGGAUCAUGGCAGAGCCAGUGGCUGUGGUGGAGGCGAGGCUGGUAGCCUGGUAAUGGGCAAGAUCGGUGACAUGGAUGGGGAGGUUGACAACACUAACAACAGCAACAACAACAACGACACGGGGCUUAUGGUAGAGGUGGUGACUGUGGUGGAGACGAGGCAGGUGUUGGGCGAGAUUGAUGUGAACGGUGAGGAGGAUGUCAACAACAACAACAACAAUAACAACAAUGACGGUGAGUGGGAGGUGGCGAAGAGGAUCAUGGCAGAGUCGAUGGCUGUGGUGGAGGAGACGUUGGUAAUGGGCGAGAUCGGUGACAAGGCCGGGGAGGUUGACAAUACUAACAACAACAAUAACAACAACAACAGGGGGAUCACGGCAGAGGUGGUGUCUGUCGUGGAGGAGAGGCAGGUGAUGGGCGAGAUUGGUGUGAAGGAUGGGGAGGAUGUCAACAGAAACAACAACAACAACAACAACAACAACAACAGCAACAACAACAACAACAACAACAACAACAACAACAACGAUAACAACAACAAUGACGGCGGUAACAACUGUGAUGAUGAUGGCGAGGAGCGAUUGGGUGUAAUGGGCAAGGAAGGUGUGAAGCAUGACAACAAAAUUUACAACGGCGGCGAUAACAGUAAUAAUGACUGCAACAUCAACAACAACAAAGGCCACACCAACAACAACAAUAACAUCUACAACAACGAUCAUGAUGUCGGCAGCGAUAAAAGCUACGAGAGUAGUGGGGCGCAAAAGGGUUGCGCUUGUGGUCUUGCUCGAUAUGAAGAAACAGUAUACUAGGUGCAUAGGGUCUCCCCUCAUGAACACUGAUCACAUCAGAACUAGGGUUUCAACUUCUGGUGUGAUUAACAGAAUUGGGCGCCUUGCCCGCCAUGUGACAUGCUUGGAUUGAUCAAUCAAAUACAUAAUACAGA
Chara braunii is the source of this 964-nucleotide messenger RNA. The record is from the annotation of a GenBank genome assembly. Lineage: Eukaryota; Viridiplantae; Streptophyta; Charophyceae; Charales; Characeae.